This is a messenger RNA of Balaenoptera ricei (Rice's whale), 1212 nucleotides long. It is a transcript of the gene PSME3IP1, whose product is annotated as proteasome activator subunit 3 interacting protein 1. Gene Ontology annotation, cellular component: nucleus. The record is from RefSeq and is a predicted model, not a curated record. Bases 296 to 1060 code for a protein of 254 amino acids. The transcript is spliced from 7 exons. Lineage: Eukaryota; Metazoa; Chordata; Mammalia; Artiodactyla; Balaenopteridae.
GUUACGCUGCCGGAAGGGGGGAGGAGCUCUGUUGUGGCGGUGAGGAAAAGGAAUCUCAGAAGGGUUGGAAGAAAUAUAAAAGCAAAGGCUGUUUUUCUUGCUUUCUUUCUGUUUUUACUUUCUUUUUCUUUUUCCUUAAGAGCGAGCGGCCCUUGCGGUGGCGGUUUGGGGUGGGCGCCGCCGAGGUGAGGGGGUCUCGCCUCCCGCACGCUGGUAGGUGAGUGCGGCCUGGGCCCUGGCCAGGCAGCGAAACCUGGGCUCCGGCUUUCUCGCUCCGGAGACUGAUUGUUCCAUUAUGGAUGGAGGGGAUGAUGGUAACCUUGUUAUCAAAAAGAGGUUUGUGUCUGAGGCAGAAUUAGAUGAACGGCGCAAAAGGAGGCAAGAAGAAUGGGAGAAAGUUCGAAAACCUGAAGAUCCAGAAGAAUGCCCAGAGGAGGUUUAUGACCCUCGGUCUCUAUAUGAAAGGCUACAGGAACAGAAAGAUAGGAAGCAGCAGGAGUAUGAAGAACAGUUCAAAUUCAAGAACAUGGUAAGAGGCUUAGACGAAGAUGAGACCAACUUCCUUGAUGAGGUUUCUCGGCAGCAGGAACUAAUAGAAAAGCAGCGAAGAGAAGAAGAACUGAAAGAACUGAAGGAAUACAGAAGUAAUCUCAACAAGGUUGGAAUUUCUCAAGACAACAAGAAGGAAGUGGAGAAGAAAGUGGCUGUGAAACCCACAGAAACCAAGACCAAGUUCUCCCAGGCAAAGCUGUUGGCAGGAGCUGUGAAGCAUAAGAGCUCAGAGAGUGGCAACAGUUUGAAAAGACUGAAAUCGGACCCUGACCCAGAUGAUAAGAAUCAAGAAGCCCCGUCCUGCGUGUCUCUUGGAAGCACAUCUCUGAGUGGUCCCUCCAUCCACUGCCCCUCCGCUGCCGUCUGUAUCGGCAUCCUCCCAGGUUUGGGCGCCUACUCUGGGAGCAGCGACUCUGAGUCCAGCUCAGACAGCGAAGGCACCAUCAAUGCCACCGGCAAGAUCGUCUCCUCCAUCUUUCGAACCAACACCUUCCUCGAGGCCCCCUAAUUCCUCUGUUCUUACCGCAGGGAGCUCCUCCCCAAGAGUAGACUGGACAGUUUAUUCUGCCUACAGGCAUUGCCUCCCACAGAAAAGUCCUUUGCCUGCUCCCUGUGCACACCAUGACAUUUUUAACCUCAUCUAAAAAUGUCCAGAAUCCA